Molecule: messenger RNA, 2487 nt
Organism: Elephantulus edwardii (Cape elephant shrew)
Lineage: Eukaryota; Metazoa; Chordata; Mammalia; Macroscelidea; Macroscelididae
Gene: SLC9A6
Product: solute carrier family 9, subfamily A (NHE6, cation proton antiporter 6), member 6
Exons: 16
Coding region: 1-2112 (703 amino acids)
Biological process (GO): regulation of pH; proton transmembrane transport; sodium ion transport
Cellular component (GO): recycling endosome; membrane
Molecular function (GO): sodium:proton antiporter activity
Source: RefSeq, a predicted model, not a curated record
AUGGCGCGGCGCGGCUGGCGGCGGGCACCCCUCGGCCGCGGGCUGAGCGGCGGCGGUGCUUCCCGGGCCCGCGCGCUGAUGCGUCCUCUCUGGUUGCUCCUCGCAGUGGGUGUCUUCGGCUGGGCCGGUGCUUCGGACAGCGCUGGCGAAGCGGCGAGAGCCAUGGAUGAGGAGAUCGUGUCCGAAAAGCAAGCCGAGGAGAGCCACCGGCAGGACAGUGCCAACCUGCUCAUCUUCAUCCUGCUGCUCACCCUCACCAUCCUCACAAUCUGGCUCUUCAAGCACCGCCGGGCCCGCUUCCUGCAUGAAACCGGCCUGGCGAUGAUAUACGGUCUCUUGGUGGGACUUGUACUGCGAUAUGGCAUUCAUGUUCCAAGUGAUGUAAAUAAUGUGACCCUGAGCUGUGAAGUGCAGUCAAGUCCAACUACCUUAUUGGUGAAUGUUAGUGGAAAAUUUUAUGAGUAUACGCUGAAAGGAGAGAUCAGCUCACAUGAACUCAAUAAUGUUCAAGAUAAUGAGAUGCUUAGAAAGGUUACUUUUGAUCCAGAAGUAUUUUUCAACAUAUUACUUCCUCCUAUCAUAUUUUAUGCAGGAUAUAGUCUGAAAAGGAGACAUUUCUUUCGAAACCUUGGCUCUAUCCUAGCAUAUGCUUUUCUUGGAACAGCAAUUUCUUGUUUUGUUAUUGGGUCAAUAAUGUAUGGCUGUGUGACACUGAUGAAAGUAACUGGACAGCUUGCAGGAGAUUUUUACUUUACAGAUUGCCUGCUGUUUGGUGCCAUUGUUUCGGCAACUGACCCAGUGACUGUUCUUGCCAUCUUCCAUGAGCUUCAAGUCGAUGUUGAACUCUAUGCGCUUCUUUUUGGUGAAAGUGUCCUCAAUGAUGCUGUUGCCAUAGUGCUUUCUUCCUCCAUAGUGGCCUACCAGCCUGCUGGAGACAACAGUCACACCUUUGAUGUCACAGCCAUGUUCAAGUCUAUCGGGAUCUUCCUUGGGAUCUUUAGCGGAUCUUUUGCGAUGGGCGCUGCUACUGGAGUGGUGACGGCUUUAGUAACAAAGUUCACCAAAUUACGGGAGUUCCAGUUGUUGGAGACCGGCCUCUUCUUCUUGAUGUCCUGGAGCACCUUCCUCUUGGCUGAAGCAUGGGGUUUCACAGGGGUGGUUGCAGUGUUGUUUUGUGGCAUCACACAAGCACACUACACAUACAAUAACUUGUCCACGGAGUCUCAGCAUAGAACUAAACAGUUGUUUGAGCUUCUCAAUUUCUUGGCAGAGAAUUUCAUCUUCUCCUACAUGGGGCUGACACUGUUUACCUUCCAGAACCAUGUCUUUAACCCAACAUUUGUAGUAGGAGCAUUUAUUGCUAUUUUCUUAGGAAGAGCUGCCAAUAUUUACCCGCUGUCCCUCUUACUUAAUUUGGGCAGAAGAAGUAAGAUUGGCUCAAAUUUUCAACACAUGAUGAUGUUUGCUGGGCUUCGUGGUGCCAUGGCGUUCGCCUUGGCCAUUCGCGAUACUGCCACAUACGCCCGGCAGAUGAUGUUCAGCACCACGCUCCUAAUUGUGUUUUUCACCGUGUGGGUAUUCGGCGGUGGUACCACCGCGAUGUUGUCAUGCCUGCAUAUAAGGGUUGGUGUUGAUUCAGAUCAAGAACAUUUGGGUGUUCCUGAAAAUGAAAGAAGAACCACCAAAGCAGAGAGUGCUUGGCUCUUCCGGAUAUGGUACAACUUUGACCAUAACUACCUGAAGCCUCUGCUGACACACAGUGGGCCUCCGCUCACGACCACCUUGCCUGCAUGCUGUGGACCCAUCGCACGAUGCCUCACCAGCCCUCAGGCCUAUGAAAACCAGGAACAGUUGAAAGAUGACGACUCAGAUCUGAUUCUCAAUGAUGGCGACAUCAGUUUGACGUAUGGGGAUUCGACUGUGAACACGGAGUCGGCUGCGUCUAGUGCUCCCAGGAGGUUCAUGGGAAACAACUCUGAAGAUGCACUGGACCGGGAGCUGGCAUUUGGGGACCACGAACUGGUCAUCCGGGGUACACGCCUGGUCCUCCCCAUGGAUGAUUCGGAGCCCCCGUUAAAUUUGAUGGAUAAUACGAGACAAGGGUCAGCCUAAGGUUACUGAUCCUCACUUAGUGAUUUGUAAACUUUGCACAUGUGAUUGUGAAGAAAUCUCUACUACCUACAAAGUCCCAGUGCAUGUCUCGGAAUGUUUCCGCUGUAUAAAUCCUGUUUAUAUGGCAUAGAAAGAUAUCAAUAUCCUGUACAAGGCAGAUUGUGAGCAAACUACACCUUUUUGUUUGUUUCGUUUUGUUUCAUUGGCUGCACUCUGUAGAACGGAUUUGUUUUUAAAAGUUCUUUUCACGGUGAUGUUGUGUAUUCUGUUAGCCUCACAUCCCAGCUGGAAGUAUCAAAAGCGAUGGGUGUCCCCUUUCUUGCAGUACCUGACCCGUAACUGGGGUGCCGCGUUCUCGUGAUGUGAAUUCCUUUU